This is a messenger RNA of Phaethon lepturus (White-tailed tropicbird), 687 nucleotides long. RefSeq names its product MOB kinase activator 3B (gene MOB3B). The record is from RefSeq and is a predicted model, not a curated record. The transcript has 3 exons. NCBI's taxonomy places the organism in Eukaryota, Metazoa, Chordata, Aves, Phaethontiformes, Phaethontidae. Gene Ontology annotation, biological process: signal transduction; positive regulation of protein phosphorylation. The annotation marks the transcript as partial. Gene Ontology annotation, molecular function: protein kinase activator activity. Gene Ontology annotation, cellular component: nucleus; cytoplasm.
AUGUCCAUAGCUCUCAAGCAAGUCUUUAAUAAAGAUAAGACUUUCCGCCCAAAACGCAAGUUUGAACCUGGAACCCAGAGGUUUGAACUUCACAAACAAGCACAGGCCUCUCUGAACUCAGGUGUGGACUUGAAAGCAGCUGUGCAGUUGCCCAGUGGAGAAGACCAAAAUGACUGGGUGGCUGUCCAUGUUGUUGACUUCUUCAACAGGAUCAACCUCAUUUAUGGAACUAUCUGUGAGUUCUGCACAGAGAGGACCUGCCCAGUGAUGUCUGGAGGCCCUAAGUAUGAGUAUCGGUGGCAGGAUGACAUAAAGUACAAGAAGCCUACAGCAUUGCCCGCACCUCAAUAUAUGAAUCUUCUCAUGGACUGGAUCGAGGUGCAAAUCAACAACGAGGAUAUAUUUCCUACGAGCGUAGGUGUUCCAUUUCCAAAGAACUUCCUUCAGAUCUGCAAGAAGAUACUUUGCCGGCUUUUUCGGGUGUUUGUUCACGUCUACAUCCAUCACUUUGACCGCAUCAUCCUUAUGGGGGCUGAGGCCCACGUCAAUACCUGUUACAAGCAUUUUUAUUACUUUGUGACAGAGCUCAACCUCAUAGACCGCAAAGAACUAGAGCCUUUGGUGUUUGUGGAGGUAUUGAGUGUGUUAGAUCCAGAGUGUGCUCUGGAUCUAAGUGAGACAGAUGAG